Molecule: messenger RNA, 288 nt
Organism: Enterobius vermicularis (human pinworm)
Lineage: Eukaryota; Metazoa; Nematoda; Chromadorea; Rhabditida; Oxyuridae
Source: the annotation of a GenBank genome assembly
AUGAUUAGUGCUGAUAGCUUUGAUGGUUUUACUAACGUACAUGAAGUGACAGGCGCCCAAUGUCAGCGCACUUACGAAGCAGUCUGUAAUUGCGAUGCACCUAACUGUCGGGCCACCUUCUACACUGGUCCUGGAUUUACCGGUUCAGUUGCUGGAUCUCUAACGGUUCAGUCACCUUCUACAGUAAAAGUUGAGUGCCCUAGUGGAAGUAGCGGAUUAUGGGCAACUGUAACGAUGCAGGAUCGGCCAUUUGAAAAUGUUAUGUCGAUGACUUGCAAGAAACCGUGA